Messenger RNA from Orussus abietinus, 6033 nucleotides. It is a transcript of the gene heph, whose product is annotated as polypyrimidine tract-binding protein 1. The coding region runs from base 571 to 2346 and encodes 591 amino acids. Gene Ontology annotation, biological process: mRNA processing; regulation of RNA splicing. The record is from RefSeq and is a predicted model, not a curated record. The transcript has 15 exons. Gene Ontology annotation, molecular function: mRNA binding. NCBI's taxonomy places the organism in Eukaryota, Metazoa, Arthropoda, Insecta, Hymenoptera, Orussidae. Gene Ontology annotation, cellular component: nucleus.
UGAGCGUCGCUACUCGUGGCGUGCCUACAACUUAGCCGGAUCUAUUACGCGUCCGCGCUCUUUUUGCCCUCGCUACCCGCCGUUUUUCCCUCGACCUCGUCCGCUCGGCCCGGCGCUCUCGACGACCUCGACGCCCUCAGGAUCCGCGAUCUUUCCGAGAGGAGACCCGAGACGCGCAGAGCCAGCAGCGCCGCCAGGACACGCAGAGGAAGGUCCCGAGCGCGAGUCGAGCUCGAGGCCUCCGGCGGACGUGGCGCGACCUAACCUCGAAAAUCCGCGCGCGCGCGCCCGCGUCGAUCCUGCGGCGUCCUAACCUCGAUCCGCACCGGGGACGCACCGCAGCCCGCGCGACCUUCCUGCGCGAGUGUCCCGUGGGUAAAUAUUCAGUUCAGUGACAGCUGCCAGUGCGUCCAGUGACGAUCCAGCGCCGACGCCGACGCCUUUGUUUGGAUACCAGAGCCACCGCCGGCGCGCCGUGGAGCCUGCUUGCCGACCUUCGGUAGGUCAAGUAGAGAGUAUAGUUGCGUAGCGUUCAGAGAGUCUACGUAAGACCGGAAGAGGCCCGACAGGAUGAUGAUGGCCAACCUGCCCCCCGUUAUGUUGCCCACCCUGCACGACUACGGCAUGCUGACGCCCACCCUCGGCAUAAAGAGGGGCAGCGACGAACUGCUGUCACAAAGCGGCACUGUCAGCAAUGGGGCAGCGAUGAGUCCCCAACCACAUCACGCCGCUGAUAACAAUAAUGACGCGAAGAAGGCUAAGCUCGACAAGAGUCACCACGGCAAGCCUUCGAGGGUCAUCCACAUCCGAAACAUCCCGAACGAUGUGUCCGAGGCGGAGAUCAUCCAUCUGGGUCUGCCUUUCGGCAGAGUCACCAAUGUCCUCGUUCUCAAGGGCAAGAAUCAGGCAUUCCUGGAGAUGGCGGACGAGGGUGCAGCGGCCACCAUGGUGGUGUACUACGCCAACUGCGUCGCUCAGCUACGGGGGCGAGCAGUCUACGUGCAGUUCAGUAACCAUAGGGAAUUGAAGACCGACCAGACCCAUGGGAACGCGGCCGGAAGUCCCACCAGCGUGGUCCCCACCAACAACUCGAAUGCACAGACAGCUCUGCAGCCGACUCAAGGCCAAGGGCAGGUGCAAGGUAACGAGACUCAGGGUGGGCCCAACACAGUCCUCAGGGUAAUAAUCGAGCACAUGAUCUACCCCAUCUCCCUGGACAUUCUAUACCAGAUAUUCACGCGCUUCGGAAAGGUCCUGAAGAUCGUCACUUUUACGAAGAACAGUUCCUUCCAGGCACUGAUACAAUACCCGGACAUGCUAUCAGCACAGACUGCUAAAUUCUCGCUGGACGGGCAAAACAUCUACAACUCGUGCUGCACCUUGCGCAUCGACUACAGCAAGAUGCAGAGCCUGAACGUCAAGUACAACAACGACAAGUCCAGGGACUACACGAACCCGACUCUUCCCACGGGCGACGCGAACUUGGACGCGGCGUCGCUCGCUCUAGGAGGUGAGCUUCUUCCGCAGCUUCUUCUGGGUGCUGCUGGCACCCAGCCACGGGCUAGAAUACCCGUAGAGUCCAUUGCAGGCGCAUCUAGCGUCCUGGCGUCGCCAUUUGCGGCAAUGCACGGCUUGCCAUCGCCCCUGGCAGGUCCUUACAACGGAGUUGCUCCACCUGGAAGUUUGGCAGGAAUAGGAGGAUUCAACCUGGGGGCUGGAGCCCUGGGGGUAAGGGUCCCAGGCAGCCCUCAGCCCUCCUGCGUGCUUCUCGUCAGCAACCUCAACGAGGAGAUGGUCACGCCUGACGCUCUCUUUACCCUGUUUGGCGUUUACGGGGAUGUACAGCGUGUGAAGAUCCUGUACAACAAGAAGGACUCUGCCCUCAUUCAGCUGGCUGAGCCCCACCAAGCACACUUGGCUAUGACACAUAUGGACAAACUCAGAGUGUUCGGCAAGCAGAUUCGAGUUAUGCUGAGCAAACAUCAGACGGUCCAAUUGCCGAAGGAAGGACAACCUGACGCCGGCCUCACCAAGGACUACACAAACAGCCCUCUUCAUCGGUUCAAGAAGCCCGGCUCCAAGAACUACCAAAACAUUUACCCACCGAGCUCUACUUUGCAUUUAUCCAACAUUCCAGCCACCGUCUCCGAGGAGGAGAUCAAGGACGCCUUCACGAAAAAUGGCUUCACAGUGAAGGCCUUCAAGUUCUUCCCGAAGGACAGGAAGAUGGCACUCAUUCAAAUGUCCAGCAUGGACGACGCUGUCGCCGCUCUGAUCAAAAUGCACAACUACCAGCUGAGCGAGUCCAACCACUUGCGGGUGUCCUUCUCAAAGAGUAGCAUCUAACAAGAGACACCAUCAACCGAGUCACAAUGGUUUCAGUCCUACGCCCUACUCCAAUACUGGUGCCCCAGUGCCAUGUACGACUGAUUUGGUCCGGCCUCAGCAUCCGGAGGGCCUCCGGCCUGAGGACAAGAUCCGUUCGUCCAGCGCACGAAGUCGACCUCGCGAGACGAGCUGUCGCCGGCCGUCAAGAGACCGUCAUCGGACCGUCAGCCGACCGUCAAGCAAGCGGUCGGUUGACCGGCGGUCAGCGGGAUCAUCUUCAAGGCCGGUGGUGGGGUCGUCAGCCUCGGGACUCUCACUCGUAUAGCUAAGAGAUCGAGAAAGGGACUGGAGAGAGCCCUCCUUGUACAGAGCCAAGAUAAUCCGCGAUCCUCAAGAGACACACAGAGACCACACACCGACGAACCACACACGCAUACGGGCCAGCCAGUGGCCAAGAACACGAACACGCGCGUACAUUCGCGAUAUACCGUAUACAAUAUACAUUAUACAUAUUAUAUAUAUAUUCAUAUAUAUUCAUAUAUAUUCAUAUAUAUAUGUGAAUAUGUAUAUAUAUAUAUAUAUUUUACAAGAUUAACGCUGAAGAGGAGGGACGCGGCAGCUCGUCUCCGAUGACCCCGUUAAGUCUAAGGAUUUCUAUAAGGCUACGAGCUAUCGCACCAGGCAACUCCGCAAUCAGCUCGAGGACACGUUGGAUCCUCCCAAGGAUGUGCGAUGAGUCCCUCGAGCAGGACAUUUGGAGGGCUGUCAAUAGACAACCAGGGCUGACGGUCCGUAGCCAGCAUCCCAGACACCCCGGCAGCUUGCGAGAGGUGCACGCACGCGUUACUUUCGCCCCCUUGGGGGCAAUUUUUUUUAAUAAUGCAUUUUCGGUUCAGCCAUAAGUAUUACACUCGCACGCACAGAGGCAGAGACGAGGGUAGGUUAGGGACAGGGAGGCGCUGGGAGGAAACAAGUGACGAAGCAGUUACGCCGAGCGCCUUGCACCAACGCCGAGCUGCACUUGCGACACCUGAUCAGGGAGCCGCGGUUUCCGCCUGAAUGAUGCGUCGGGUGGAAAAACGCCUCCUAUCGAAGUUGUUCCGGGAAACCUCGUGAAGAAUUUUCGUGGGAGGUGGUUUCUUCAUAUCUCUUACCGUUUGGCCGGAAAUCGGGGAUUCUCGUCGGAAGUGCCCUGGGCGCGCCUAGAUAUGACGAGAGCGAGCGCGGAACAUAUCGGUACUGCGAGCACUCGCGCUGACUUUCCGCGUGAUUGAGAAUCCCUAUCAAGGACAUGAAGUUAGCUCUGGAUUAACUGGACAGUUGAUAGCCAUGAAAUCGUGCGACGAUUUUAAGCCACUGGAACGCCUCGACUAGUAUUGAAUACGGAUAUCUCGACUAGUGUUGUAAUAUUUUGCGGAUAUUCCGGAGACGUUGCGCCGUUUCGAUGAAGUUUCUGCAUCUUUAUUAGACAACGUCGGGCCAUUGAUGCUCCUUGUGAGCCUUGAAUUCGUCACUACUCUCUGUGCUGAGCAGAUUGGCAUCGGCUAUUCAGUUAGUAUGUUGAGCUAGGGACACGUUCAGGUGAAAUCGCGAAAACGCGGCGGAAAGUUGGCGCGACCGACUUCAGGGCGCAGUGACCGCGCACACGCACCGAGCGUUUCUUUCGUAAAAUCGGACACGACUAAGGGAUAACUCUUCGAUUAUAAAAUUAUUCUUAGAUGAUAGCGACGCAGAUAUUACGUGUAUUAAGAGAAGAUUUAAGUAUUCCAGCGAUCGGGAUCGGGACGACCCGACAGCGGCGGAUAUUGCGGGUCGACCGACGCCGAUCGUCCGCUGGCGAGUUUCGGAAUGAGCACCGCUUCUCGCGCGGUCUAUUUCGUGUUGCCGACUUUGCGCGGUCGACUUCGUACGACAAGCUUCGCGUUGCCGACUUCGCGUGUUCUACUUUGCGUGGCCGACUUCGGGUUGUCGAUUUCGCGUUGCCAACUUGCACGGUUGACUGUGCUUUGCCGACAUUGCGCGAUCGACUUUUGCGCGGCCAACCUCACGCGGUCGACUUCGCACGGCGGAAAUCGCGUUGCCGACUUCACGCAGCCACCUUCGGGACGAACCGCGCGGCCGGCGCUCUCGGCUAGCCAUGCGGAGAAGACAGAACCUAGUUUAAUCGAGCGAACCUCGAACCUGUGUGACGCAGAAUCGUUGUAUACAUUUUGGUCUGAUCGACACGACAUUCUGUUGGAGUCAAUUAAAUUUUAAUGAUAUAUAUAUAUAUGAAUGAUAUAAAAAUGAUAUAAUUAUAUUAAACGUUAGUUGACGGAGGCCAGGGCAAUGGCGCGCGUGUGCGAAGACGACCACGAGGCGCGACAGGACCAGAGGAUAUAUAUAUGAGCGCAUAGGUGUGAAUGGGGCCGCGUUUGGAGAGAGAAUGAAGUUCGAGAGGCGUGUCUCGAAGUGCGCGUGAAUCUGACGAGGCGAUCAGCUGAUCGGUAACAGGAGCGAGUGCCGACCCGGGCGGCACGUCGUUUGUGCCAAAAUAGGCUAACCGUUUUAGAACGGAGACGAGACAAAAAAUUCUCCCGAGCGAGGGGUCAACCGGGACGACCUAUCGCGUGGUCGUCCACUCUUGACACGACCUCGGGUCCGUCUCAUUGGCAUGACAAAAAAAGUAGCGAGCCGGCUGAGCGAAGGGGCCAGUCUUUCGCGUCUAGGAUCUGUGCUUUCGAAUCUCCAUGUACACAAGGCGACGUGUCGUCGCGUCUUCUGGCGGGAAAAUGAAAAAAAAAUAUAUAUAUACACACAAAAUACGCGCACACUACGUAGCCGUUAGCCAUUGACAUUGACGUUAACGUUCAGGAAAGCGAGAGAGAAAAAAAAAAGAGAAAAAAGAGGACACGUUGACAAGAAUUGUACACCGGCGAGCAGCCUCGAGUCGUCGCUUCCCUCUCGAGCCGAGACCACUGAUCUAUGUGAUAACUAGAUAGCUGUCAUCCUACAAAAUGGUGGGACGUUUCGAAGCAACCACAAUUCUUUGGUCAUGGACAGUAUCGUAGUAUUUCCGCAUGCGUCAAAACAAAAAUUCGACCGUAGAUAGUAUAAGAGGAGUGAAAUUUUAAUUCACUGGGAAAAGAAUAAUUGUCAUUUAUAUUAAAAUACUUAGGUGAAAAAAAGGUAACCGUUCUAGUCGAAGCUUUCUUACGACAUGUCCCGCGCAACGUUUUACACGUAAAUUGUCUCUUCCGUCUGUUAUACUUUAAGUGUUCACCUUCGCGAAUUGACGGUUCAAGACUUAUGCACGUUUUUAGUUGUUUAGUAUCGCUGCCCAUGUGUAGAGGCGCUGGGGUGUUUUGAAUCGUCCAAGUCCUCUUCGUAUAGAACAAAUAGGUAUCAGCUAUCCAGUUACUGUAUAGAUCAGAGACUGAGACACACGUCUGCGAGGUAUGUCAUAUUUUGCGUUCGACGAGCGCGACAGAGACCCUUAGUAUUAACAAUUAACGCCAAGUAUUCGCAUAUUUCGUUUAUUCUCUUUAUUUCUCCCUUUUUUAUUAUUAUCGUUCUAAGUUUUAACCCGCUUGCUUGCUCGAUUAAUCGCUGCCCACAGCCCUAGGUUUACUCGCGCGAUCAUUACUCUUAUCGCCGUUAAUCUAUACAUCCUUUACUCAUUUGUUUGUUCGAUCUUUUUAAUUCCAAUCUUAGCCUUAUCAUCGA